UACUGAUCACGUAGCGAUAAUUAAUGGACACAUACAUAUAUUUAUUUACAACGCUUUGAUAACGCAGUGUUUGUCGCGCGGCCUCGCUGAGUUCCCGCGUUUUGUAAAAUGUGGAGCAAAAGUGCAUCGUUCGCGCGGCGGAUAUCGCCCAUCGCCAGAUGGUCGUGCCAAAUUCGAGCGGCUAGUGGGAGCUAUCUACACAACCCGGGAUCCGAACCCUUGACCUACGACACAAUAGGCAAUGUCCUUCAACAGACCGUUGAGAAGUACCCCAAUAGGGUUGCAGUACGCUCUCUACAUGAAGGGGUCACACUGACUUAUGAAGAAUUACUCAAGCAGGCGGACUCGUUGGCGUGUGCGCUGCGUGCCCAAGGGUUGGUGAAAGGCGACCGGCUCGGCAUCUGGUCGCACAACAGCGUCUCUUGGAUUGUGGCAGCCGUCGCCGCCGCCAGAGCUGGUCUUAUAUCCGUGUUAUUAAAUCCAGUAUACGAGAAAAACGAACUGAGUUUCUGCAUCAAGAAGACUCAGUUGAAGAGCUUGUUCAUCGGAGAGACGUUGCCGCGGAGGAAUUAUUACGGGACGUUGCAACAACUGAUCCCAGAACUGAACGGAGCGAGCCCUGGAUUACUGAAGUCUAAGGAGUUCCCAUCAUUAACAUCGGUGAUAGCAGAUGGAAACGAAAAAUUUGCCGGCACGUUUUCAUACAAGUCUUUAGUCACGGAGUAUCAGAACAGAAGCGAGAUAUCGGAAUACGGCAAGGAGGUGAAGCCUGAAGACGGCAGCAUCAUCCACCUGACCUCGGGGACCACAGGGGAGCCGAAGGCUGGUUUAGACUCGCACCUCGGCGUUGUCAACAACACCUAUUUCACUGGCAAAAGGAAUACCUUUCACGAAGGGCAUCACAAUAUUUGUGUUCAGGUCCCAUUAUUUCACGCGCUGGGAUCCAUCGUAACCAUCCUGGGUGGUAUGAGGCACGGCGCCAGUCUGGUGCUGUCGGCACCCACCUAUAACAUAGAAGCCAAUAUCAAUGCACUGUUCAAGGAAAAAUGCACGGCCAUCACGGGCACGCCUACAAUGUUCGUAGACAUGCUCACCAAAGUGAGGCAGAUGGGCGUGGAGGUGCCCUCGCACCUGCGCGUCGCUCUCGCCGCCGGCGCUCCCUGCAGUCCGCAACUCAUACGGGACAUGCAAAAAUAUCUUAAUGCUGAAUCUGUGAAGGCUCUAUACGGCAUGACGGAGACCACGGCGUGCGUGUUCCAAUCAGUUCCGGGAGACAGCAUCGACAUGGUGGCCGAGACCGUCGGCUACAUUCAGGAUCACGUGGAGGUUAAAGUAGUAGACGAGACAGGAGAGAUGGUUCCUUUCGGCAGUUCGGGAGAAUUGGUGGUGCGCGGGUACAACAACAUGAUCUGCUACUGGGACGAGCCCGAGAAGACCCGACAGACAUUCUACAAAGAUGGCUGGCUUCGUACUGGCGACAAGUUCACAAUAAGCGAAGAUGGUUAUGGACGUAUAGUAGGCAGGAUUAAGGACAUCAUCAUCAAAGGAGGAGAGAACAUCGCUCCCAAAGAAAUCGAAGACCUACUCAACACGCAUCCUGAUAUUAUUGAGAGCCAGGUGGUUGGAGUGUCAGACGAAAGACUCGGCGAAGAGUUGUGCGUCGUGUUGAAACUUCGAGAAGGUGCCUGUUUCAGUCUCGACGACGUCACAAAACACCUGACGGGACGCCUUGCAAGGUUUAAAAUCCCGAAACUGUUGAAGAUAAUCGACGACUUCCCGAAGACCACAUCUGGGAAAAUACAGAAGUAUAGAUUAAAAGAAUUGAUUGAGUCGGGAAAAUUGUGAUAGUAUAGAGCAUAAAUGUAAUAAAAUUACCUCGUACGCGUAAGAAGCGGUCAUCUGCGUUCCCUAUUACGAACAAAGUAAUUAUUUGUUAAGUUUAGAAUAAUAUAUGAAAAAACAUUGUAAAAUAUGAAUGUUUACGAUUCAUAUUAAGUAUUUUAAAUUUAUUAAAUAUUUUUAUAUGAAAUUUACCGAAGAAUAAAUGAAAACUAAAUUAC
Molecule: messenger RNA, 2060 nt
Organism: Manduca sexta (tobacco hornworm)
Lineage: Eukaryota; Metazoa; Arthropoda; Insecta; Lepidoptera; Sphingidae
Gene: Acsf2
Product: medium-chain acyl-CoA ligase ACSF2, mitochondrial
Exons: 12
Coding region: 109-1845 (578 amino acids)
Biological process (GO): fatty acid metabolic process
Molecular function (GO): medium-chain fatty acid-CoA ligase activity
Source: RefSeq, a predicted model, not a curated record